AUGGGUAAUCUUUGCAGAUAUGAGGAUUCAUACCAAAAAAGCAAUAGCUUAAGAUUUUCAUAAUCAUUUUCCUAAUACGAUGUAGAAUAAGUGAAGAUAAGCAAUACAAAUUUGACAGUUGUUAGUUUAGAUAUAUAUAAAUAUUUAAAAUUUUAGAAGGUUGAUGCAAUAUUGUGUAUUCAAGAUAGCCACUUAGAGUUUCCAGAUAAGGUUUUCAAGAAUUAUGUGGGAGAUUCCGUAGUAAAAGAAUGUAAAGAAUAUAUAAAACUACAUGAAGACCUCAUUCUGAAUAAAGUUAUGCAUACUAAAGGUGGAAAAGCAAACUGUAAAUACAUAAUACACGGUGGUUAUAUAAAGGAUACAAAUGAAAAUUAUGAUGGUGAUAAUCUUAGACGUUUAAUUACUGAAUCUUUAACUCAUGCAAGCGAUAUUCUUGAGUGUCAAACAAUUUUAUUGCCUUUAAAUUAAUUAAAAACAAGAACAGUGUCAACUUGUGCCAGUGUAAUUCUAGCUUGUUAACAUUAUAUAUUAGAAAACCAAAAUAAUAAAUUAAGAAAUAUCAUAUUUGUUGGAAAUUAGCAUGAGGAAUAAAGUAUUAAACUUUACAGGUCAGCUUUGACUGCAAAUCAAAAAACAGAACUAUUUGAUCAUAAUGGCUUUGAAAACUCUUAUGAUGAAAUAUAAAAAUUUGAAGAAUUUCCCAACUCUAAUGACAUAAAUGGUAAAAAAAAUGAGAGAGCUGAAAGUAAAAAAUUAGCAUCAUCAUCAUGUGCCUAAUUAGAUUUAUAAAAUUAUUAAACUUCCAUAAAUAAAUCUUUAAUCCGUACAAACAGCUAAUCAAGUCAAAUAAAAGAUCUUAAUACUAGUCAAUUGAACAAAUCAGGCAAAUAAGCUUAAAAAAGCAAGUUGUAUUAAGAAGAUCAAUAGAUGCAAUUUGGUGAAUUUGAAGUUUAAACAGACACUGAACAAGAGUAAUAAGGAUCAAAAAUUCAUAGAACUAGUUAAUAAAGAUAAUAAUCAAGCUAAAAUUUAGCAACAAGGUAUCAUUCUUCUUAUGAAUCUGGCAUUUAAAAAGAAAUGAAUGUAGAAAAGACUAAAUCAAUGCUAAAAAAAGAGCUGGAUCAUUAUAACAAUCCUUUUGAAAAUCAGAUUAAUUUUGAAGACUAGCAUUAACUUUAAUAAAGCAUGUUAAAGGCAAAAAAAAAUAGAAGUAAAAAAAUGAAAAAAGAAUUAAUGUAAACUAAUAUUACAGUCGGAAAGGACGAAGAUGAAACCUUAGAAAAAGAUGAAUAAUUUUAUGAUAAUAUUGUUGAAGACUCUUUCGAUUCUCAGUCUGGAUUAGGCAGCUAGUAAAUAACAUCAUUAUUAAAUAAUAAAUAAUAGUAAUACCAACCAAUAGAUAGUCUUUUAUAUAAUGUAAAGCUAAACUUAAAAUAAGACAGCAACGAUAUGCAGAAUUUUUUUAUUAAUUCAAAUAAUUAAAGUCACAAGUUUGGUUCCUCAUCAUAUUAAAAUAUUUAAUCAGAUGUAUGA
Molecule: messenger RNA, 1533 nt
Organism: Tetrahymena thermophila SB210
Lineage: Eukaryota; Ciliophora; Oligohymenophorea; Hymenostomatida; Tetrahymenidae
Product: macro domain protein
Exons: 1
Source: RefSeq, a predicted model, not a curated record